Messenger RNA from Drosophila busckii, 1091 nucleotides. RefSeq names its product methylglutaconyl-CoA hydratase, mitochondrial. Gene Ontology annotation, molecular function: enoyl-CoA hydratase activity. The transcript has 2 exons. The coding region runs from base 86 to 991 and encodes 301 amino acids. The record is from RefSeq and is a predicted model, not a curated record. Lineage: Eukaryota; Metazoa; Arthropoda; Insecta; Diptera; Drosophilidae. Gene Ontology annotation, cellular component: mitochondrion. Gene Ontology annotation, biological process: fatty acid beta-oxidation.
GUUCGCAAUAUUUACUUUCGCUCUGCUUCUUGCUGCUGCCGGUUUUGUAACCAUAAUUUUUGGUUCGCUAGUCCAAAGCUAAAAAAUGUCGCUGUUGCUGCAACGUGCUGGAAAAUUAAUAACGCGUCAGACGCUACCACUGGCCAGUGCCAUCAAAUGCCGCUACUUUGCGGAUGCAAUACUAGGAGAUGGCGAUGAAGUGCUCGUGCAGCGUUUGGAAGGCCAGCAAAAGGGCAUAACAGUGCUGGGACUCAACAGGCCGGCGACAAAGAACGCGUUCAGUCGUGGAUUAGUGAACACCUUUUCGGAUAUACUGGACGACAUUAAGCGUGAUAAUGGCUCGCGUGUGGUGGUGCUGCGCAGUCUCAGUCCUGGCAUAUUUUGUGCAGGAGCCGAUUUGAAAGAGCGCAAAGGCAUGACUACGGAAGAGACAAAGGAAUUUGUUACACAACUGCGUGGCCUGCUCAUUAACCUGGAGCAACUGCCCAUGCCUGUUAUAGCUGCGCUUGAUGGCGCUGCUUUGGGUGGUGGCCUUGAAAUGGCGCUAGCCUGCGACAUACGCACAGCUGCUUCUAAUGCCAAAAUGGGUUUGGUAGAGACACGUUUGGCUAUAAUACCUGGAGCUGGCGGCACUCAACGCUUGCCACGCAUACUGUCGCCUGCUUUGGCCAAGGAGCUUAUAUUUACAGCACGCGUGUUGGAUGGCGCGCAGGCUAAGGAAUUGGGCAUGGUUAAUCAUGUGGUGGAACAGAAUGCCAACAAAGAUGCAGCCUAUCAGCUUGCACUAAAGCUGGCUGAGGAGAUAUUGCCCAAUGGUCCAGUGGGCGUGCGCAUGGCUAAGUUGGCUAUCGACAAAGGAAUGCAGGUGGACUUGAGCACGGGCUAUUCCAUUGAGGAAGUGUGCUAUGCACAGGUUGUGCCCACCAAGGAUCGUCUGGAGGGAUUGGCUGCAUUUGCCGAGAAGCGCAAGCCUGUUUAUAAGGGCGAAUAGGCGUGGCGAACAAGAAGUUACACAUUAAGCUGACAAAGUGCAUUUAUUAGUUUUGUUUUUAUGCCAUAAAAAUAUUGUUUCAAAUGUAGAAAGAUUAAAU